Molecule: messenger RNA, 495 nt
Organism: Pediculus humanus corporis (human body louse)
Lineage: Eukaryota; Metazoa; Arthropoda; Insecta; Psocodea; Pediculidae
Product: Charged multivesicular body protein, putative
Exons: 2
Coding region: 1-495 (164 amino acids)
Biological process (GO): late endosome to vacuole transport via multivesicular body sorting pathway; vesicle budding from membrane
Cellular component (GO): multivesicular body
Source: RefSeq, a predicted model, not a curated record
AUGAGAGAUGGACCAGCUAAAAAUGGAAUAAAAGCAAAAGCUAUGAGAGUUUUACAGCAGAAGAAAAGGUAUGAACAACAAUUAGACAAUCUUCGACAACAGUCCUUUAACAUGGAACAAACAAAUUAUGCUACUCAAACAUUAAAAGACACUCAAGUGACAAUUGCUGCUAUGAAAACUGGUAUGAAAGAAAUGAAAAAAGAAUUCAAAAAAAUUAACAUUGAAGAAAUAGAGGAUGUUCAAGAUGAUUUAGCAGAUUUAUUAGAACAAUCGGAAGAAGUGCAAGAUGUAUUAGGUAGAUCUUAUGGUGUACCAGAUAUAGAUGAAGAUGAACUUGAAGCAGAAUUAAAUGCUCUGGGUGAUGAAAUAGCUCUCGAUGAUGACACAUCAUACUUAGAUGAUGCUGCAAAAGCACCUAAUGUGCCUGGAAAAGAACCAGGAGCUGAAAGUUUUAGGAAUAAGGUAAUAAAAUAUUGUUAUUCGGUGUUGCUUUGA